Molecule: messenger RNA, 1215 nt
Organism: Penicillium riverlandense
Lineage: Eukaryota; Fungi; Ascomycota; Eurotiomycetes; Eurotiales; Aspergillaceae
Product: wax synthase family protein
Exons: 1
Coding region: 1-1215 (404 amino acids)
Source: RefSeq, a predicted model, not a curated record
AUGUCUCUCUAUGAGCUGCUGAUUCCGCCUACAUUUUUUGUCUUGUCCACCUUCAUCUUUCUCAUGGCAAUUCAGUUCCCCUCCCGAGCCCGAGUCCUGAUAUCUCCAUUGCUAUUCGGCACAGCGAUCAUCUCGCUUUACACCAGCUUUUACCUACCACCCCACGAGGGUACGAACGGUCUCUGGGCACUACUCAACUGCGUCUGGAUUCUACAUGCUUCACAUACAUUAUUUUUCAAUAAACUACGCAUUCCCCGUGGUGCCCCACCAUGGACCUCUGCAUACAAGAUCUGGGCCGAUCCACAGGGCCGAAUCAACUGGAAAGAUGUCUCAUCAAAAGUUUCAUCCAAGGCCUCGGCGGGUAGAGCGGAAAACAGAGUAUGGUUUGCCACCACGCGUUUUUUCAAAACUCUAGGCUGUUGGCUAUUACAGCUAUGCAUCUUCGAGCCCUUUAUGAUUCUAUCUAUUUAUCCCACGUCAGAGGACUUUGCGCCGUCUCGCCAGGUUCUGUUUCGACGUUUACUAUGGCCGAGCGCUGGCCCAGAGUUUACUCAGCGCGAGAUCCUGAUCCGCUUGUUUACUUCUGUAUCGUGGAUCUGGCAGGGAUUUUUGAUGCUCCACACUUGUCACGUCCUCCUGUCAAUUUUCUUCGUUACCAUAAUACGCAUCGAUGCACCCGAGGAAUGGCCGCCAUUGUUCGGCAGUCCGAUGGAGGCAUACAGUGUUCGACGAUUCUGGAACAAGUUCUGGCAUAGAAUGACGGUCCCCGGCUCUACUUCGUCUGGUAAAAUCAUUACUCAACGGGUGGGAGGUGUUGUACUACGCCCACGACUUGCGAAGCUUUUUAUCGCCUUUUGGACCUUUCUCUUGUCUGGGAUGUACCAUGCAAUUGCAGACUGGCAAGCAGGAGAGCCCUGCGUUCCAUCUGCUGAUUUGCUUUUCUUCAUCGCCAACUUUGGAGCUGCUGCAAUCGAAACAUUUGUGGUGCCGAUGAUCAUUCCGGUUUUGAAACAGCACGGCAACAGUAUAUUGUGCAGAAUUAUUUUGUCAUAUAGGGGAAGGCAGUUGAUCGGCUUUGCCUGGAUCUUGGGUUUUUUCUUCUGGAUUGUGCCGAAAUGGCAGUAUCCAAAAAUGCACCUCACACAGCUUAAAGCAGAAGAAGCCUUGGAUGCUUCAGACUGGUUUACUCCUCUGACUGCUCAAGCGCAGAAUUGA